GGAGGGGGCGUGUCUGGGCUUCCAGAUUGUUCGGACGGAGAAGGGUGGAAGAAGCUGAAGACGAUCCGUGGCAGCGCAUCAGAGGGGAAAGAUGGUGAAAGAAACGGGCUACUACGACCUCUUGGGCGUCAAGCCGGGCGCCACCUUGGACGAGAUCAAGCGCGCGUACCGGCGGCUGGCGCUGAAAUACCAUCCCGACAAGAACCCCAGCGAAGGAGAGCGGUUCAAGCAGAUCUCGCAAGCCUACGAGGUGCUGUCGGACACCCAGAAGAGGGCGCUGUAUGACCGGGGCGGGGAGCGGGCCAUGAAAGAAGGUGGCACGGGAGGCCGAGGAGGAUUCGGGUCCCCGAUGGACAUAUUCAACAUGUUCUUCGGAGGAGGGGUGCGGAUGCCUGGCCGGCCAGAGAGGAGAGGAAAGACAGUGGUGCAUCCGCUCCCAGUGACCCUGGAGGAUCUGUACAACGGCACCACCCGAAAGCUGUCCCUGCAGAAGAACGUCAUCUGCAGCAAGUGCAACGGCUGCGGGAUCCGGGAGGGUGUCGACAGCAGGUGCCCCAAGUGCCACGGCACCGGCAUGGAGUUUCACGUCCACCAGUUGGGGCCCAGCAUGAUCCAGCAGAUCCAGACCAUGUGCUCGCAGUGCCAGGGCCAGGGCGAGUGGGUCCGGCCCCUCGAUCGCUGCCUCACCUGCAACGGCAGGCGGGUGGUGCGGGAGAAGAAAAUCCUGAACGUCCACCUGGACAGAGGCAUGCAGGACGGGCAGAGGAUCACGUUCCACGAGGAAGGGGACCAGGUGCCCGGCCUAGAGCCUGGGGAUGUGGUCAUUGUCCUGGAUCAGAAGGAGCACCCUGUCUUCCAGCGCGUCGGCAACAACCUGGUCCUCCGAAAGGAAAUCAGCCUGGUGGACGCUCUGUGCGGCUUCAGGCAAGUUGUCCGCACUCUGGACAACAGGACCCUGCUCGUCUCCUCACAGCGCGGUGACGUCAUCCGGCCGGGAUCCGUGAAGUGCGUCCCUAACGAGGGCAUGCCCGUCUACAGAAGUCCCGCCCAGAAGGGCCAGCUCAUCAUACACUUCCAGGUGAGAUUCCCAGAGCCAGGCUGGCUCUCCCCGGACCGUCUCCGCCAGCUCCGCACCUUCUUCCCCCCCCAAGAAGAAGUCAUGGCGACGGAGGACAUGCAGGAGGUGGAACUGAGCGACUACUUCUCCCAGCCGGGACACUGGUGGCAACCCCACACUGGCGAGGCCUACCACAAAGACGACUUCGAGGAGGCCUCACACCCGCAUGUCCAGUGCCACACGUCAUAGCCCCCUCCCUGGAGCGGAGGGGGAGGACGGGGCGAGGGGGGCGGUUCGGAAGGUCGUGCGGUUCAGGGAUGUAAAUAGUUAACGCUGCCACCGGUCCUGUUCGGCGUAGCUUCGGUCGGUCCCCGGGGGGCGCCACAGAGCCCCUGCGGCAGGAGGAGGCUCAGCACAAGGAGUUCCUCACAUCCCACAAGCACGUUCCCAAGGGCUCAGGAUCCAGCUAACAGUAGUUGCUGCCUCCGAGGAGCGUAGUGGUGUAAAAGGGUCUCCGGGCACAAUGCAUCAGGAUCAAUGUCUGCAGGGAUCAUUCACCGCUAUCGCUCUGGGGGCCUGAUUCUCACUCACACCGAAGCCCCUUUAGGCCCCAGUGAGGAGGCCUUAAAGUGGGAGGAACCGUACCCCGCGCCCACAAACAGGCCCCUUUCGUGCUGCCAGAGCAGCAUCAAAGAACCUUAGUUGUCCUUGAGAAUCGGGUCCUUGGGUUUAAACCCCUUCCAGAUUCUCCACUCAGCCCCAUGGGAAUUUGACCGGCUUUAGUCAACGUGCCGUGUUUGCACUAAAGCUUCGUGCAGUUUCGCGACCUGCUCUGGGAGUUUUGCUUCCUCCUCUGCUUUGGGUGGACUCUCCGGCUUCCCCGCCUGAGCUGCAGAGACGCGCUCGCUCGCUCGCGAGAUCUUCUUUUGCACAUUUAAGCAAAAGGGGCUGUUUUCCCGGGGAGGGAAUAACAGGGACUUUUUAAACAAAGCCGGUUUUCCUCCGCUUGGAAAACGCCAGCAGCUUCGCAAAGACACCUGCCCGCUUGGGUUUUCCGCUGACUCGCUUUCCCUUAGCAAGUAACAGAAUGUGGAAAGAAUGCUGAGGAGUCAGUGGCACUUAACGACAGAUAAUCCCAAGCCUGGAAUCAGAUCCGCCCGGAAGGAGGUCUAGGGGCCAAGAUCUAGUCUGAGGAGUCUGGGUCUGCUUCGCAGAUCUCUACUGCCAACCCUGUCGGUAGCACUGAAAUCCCAGGGCUUGAUUCCCAAGUGCCCUGCCCUGUUGUUAUUUACACCAGCGCAUAGUCGGCGCAAAAUGCUACUGGAUCAGAACCGGUGUGAAUGCACCAGGCGUAGGGCAGUGAAGAAUCAGUCCGGCCCACAGGCGUUUGGGGAUUGUAGCGCCAUCUACUGGUAGUCCUGAGCUAUGCGCUAUCCCAGAAUAAAACAUGGCUCAGCUGGUUCUUUCAAGGUCA
Molecule: messenger RNA, 2531 nt
Organism: Mauremys reevesii (Reeves's turtle)
Lineage: Eukaryota; Metazoa; Chordata; Testudines; Geoemydidae
Product: dnaJ homolog subfamily A member 1-like
Exons: 8
Coding region: 92-1306 (404 amino acids)
Biological process (GO): response to heat; protein refolding
Cellular component (GO): cytoplasm; cytosol
Molecular function (GO): ATP binding; Hsp70 protein binding
Source: RefSeq, a predicted model, not a curated record